GUUCAACUACCUUAAUGUGAAAAUCGUUAUCUUUAUUUCUUAUCGGUUAUCAAGUAUUUAGGCGCAUCGUAGAGUAAUAUCGUUCAUUAAUUCAAAUGAACUCCAUCCAAAGUUCUUAAUUAUGAAGUGGUUAUUAAUAUUCGUAUUGUCUCUGUUUUUAAGAUGUCCCAAUCAACAGGUGUCAACGGCAGAAACCAUACCGGACACUUAUAGCUUCCAAGAGUCUGGGUGCGGAAACAAUGCCAACCAAACUGGAAAAUUGUUUGGUAGUUUUACUUCAAUGAACUACCCAAUAGGAUAUGAAAAGAAUUCACAAUGCUCUUGGAUAAUACAGGCCCCUCGGGGAUGGAUAGUACUCGCUUGGUUCGAUGACCAGUUCGAUAUUGCGGAAGAGAAGUUUCUUGGACGAUCAUUCUGCAGAGACGAUUACGUUGUUUUAUAUGAUAACGCUCCUGUCAAUUCCCGGAUGAUAGGACGUUAUUGUGGGACACAGCCUCCGUUCCCCAUUAAUACCAUGAGCAAUCGUAUGAUCGUGCAGUUUUUUACUGGAACAGUUGGAAGUGGCAAAGGGUUCAAGUUAUACUGGCGUUUGAUUGAAGUUGAACGACCAUCUACAACGAUACCUCCUACGACAACUCAAAUUACAUAUAGCACACGUCACCCAGCAUCCACCACACAGUUUCCGGAUCAUAAAUGCGGAACGCCGGCAAUUCAACAAAAUCUUGCACAAAAUCGCAUAGUGGGUGGCGUUGAAGCGAAACCCGGAAGCUGGCCAUGGGUGGUGUCUAUACAUCUCGACAAUUCACACAUCUGUGGGGCCACGUUGAUCCAUCCACAGUGGCUUUUGACGGCUGCACACUGCUUUGACUCAGUACGUGCAUUAGAUCGACUUGACGCCCGGACUGGAAAACACAAUCGUUUUUCCAUUGAUUCAACGGAGCAGAAAUAUCGUUUUGAGAGGAUCAUCAACCACCCGGACUACAAUGAUCUAUCCAGUGAUAGUGAUAUAGCGCUCGUUAAACUUACAGAAGUUGUUCAGCAAGGAGAUAGGGUUAGUUUCGCAUGCCUUCCAGAAACGGACGUAGCUGCUGGACGUAUGUGCUAUGCAACGGGGAUGGGGGAAACACAAGGAACAUGCUGCAUUGGAAAAAUGAAACAAGUUGCUGUUCCAGUGAUAGACCAGAAAGUAUGUAAUGGUACAGACUACUUCAAUGGUGAUAUUACAAACUCCAUGAUGUGUGCAGGGUAUGCCCAAGGUGGAAGGGACUCUUGUAAGGGAGAUAGUGGAGGACCAUUAAACUGUAUGGUGGAGAACAGAUGGAUGGUGCAGGGAGUUGUGUCGUGGGGUAUAGGAUGUGCAGAGAAGAACAAGCCAGGAAUUUACACCAACGUUGUGCGUUAUGUAGAUUGGAUCAAAAGAACUAUAGCCAUCAGCUAAAUCAAUGAAACACCUGGGAAAACAAGACUACGUAAACUGACGCACAAAGAAAUCGCCCAUCAUCGUUAAGAGACUACUCGAUUUCAUUAGACAUGGAAUUUCUAAUAAAUAAAGAGCGACUGAGUGCAAUCCAGGAUUUGUUUUAUUACUACAAAUUAAGUAUAUUGUCGUUGAAAUAGUUUUUAAUGAUUCCAAAGAAUGAUAAUAACAGAACUUGUUAGAC
This is a messenger RNA of Owenia fusiformis, 1661 nucleotides long. NCBI's taxonomy places the organism in Eukaryota, Metazoa, Annelida, Polychaeta, Sabellida, Oweniidae. The record is from the annotation of a GenBank genome assembly.